Messenger RNA from Peromyscus eremicus (cactus mouse), 2386 nucleotides. RefSeq names its product CYFIP related Rac1 interactor A (gene Cyria). Lineage: Eukaryota; Metazoa; Chordata; Mammalia; Rodentia; Cricetidae. The transcript is spliced from 11 exons. Bases 143 to 1114 code for a protein of 323 amino acids. Gene Ontology annotation, molecular function: small GTPase binding. Gene Ontology annotation, biological process: regulation of actin filament polymerization. The record is from RefSeq and is a predicted model, not a curated record.
GAACGACAGAGACAGCCGCUCAGGGACCACAGUCUUGACUCGGGGAGCUCCUUCCUGUGGCCUCCUAGCUGCUCCCCUGCAUUCUCCCUUCAGCCUGGAUUGGUGACACACAGCCGCUGGAGAUAUUUCCAGGUUUGCUGGCAUGGGAAACUUGCUCAAAGUCCUGACCCGGGAAAUUGAGAAUUAUCCGCACUUUUUCCUGGAUUUUGAAAAUGCCCAGCCUACAGAAGGAGAGCGAGAGAUAUGGAACCAGAUCAGUGCUGUCCUCCAAGAUUCCGAAAGCAUUCUCACAGACCUGCAGGCUUACAAAGGCGCAGGACCAGAGAUCCGAGACGCCAUUCAAAACCCCAAUGACAUUCAACUUCAAGAAAAGGCUUGGAAUGCGGUCUGCCCCCUGGUCGUGAGGCUGAAGCGGUUUUAUGAAUUUUCCAUCCGGCUUGAAAAAGCUCUUCAGAGUUUACUGGAAUCUCUGACAUGUCCUCCCUACACACCGACCCAGCACCUGGAGCGGGAGCAGGCCCUGGCAAAGGAAUUUGCAGAAAUCUUACAUUUUACCCUUCGAUUUGAUGAGCUGAAGAUGAGGAACCCAGCUAUUCAGAAUGACUUCAGUUACUACAGAAGAACAAUAAGUCGCAACCGUAUCAACAACAUGCAUCUAGACAUUGAGAAUGAAGUGAAUAACGAGAUGGCCAAUCGGAUGUCCCUCUUCUAUGCAGAAGCCACGCCGAUGCUGAAGACACUUAGCAACGCCACGAUGCACUUCGUCUCAGAGAAUAAAACCCUGCCCAUAGAGAAUACCACAGACUGCCUCAGUACGAUGACCAGCGUCUGCAAGGUCAUGCUGGAGACACCGGAAUACAGGAGCAGGUUUACAAGUGAGGAGACACUCAUGUUCUGCAUGAGGGUGAUGGUGGGGGUCAUCAUCCUCUAUGACCACGUGCACCCCGUGGGAGCUUUCUGCAAGACAUCCAAGAUUGAUAUGAAAGGCUGCAUAAAGGUGUUGAAGGAACAGGCCCCGGACAGUGUGGAAGGGCUGCUGAACGCUCUCAGGUUCACUACAAAGCACUUGAAUGAUGAAUCGACUUCCAAACAGAUUCGAGCAAUGCUUCAGUAGAGCCCUGCUCCCAGAAGAGGAUCUGUGUGCUGACCUCAGAAGAUGUAUAUGUUUACAUAAUUUAAUACAGAUUGAUGUUAAUACUUGUGUAUUUACAUAACCAUUUCCUUCUUGUCACUGAAAUAUAUGGACCUUAAUUUGUAUCCUGACUGACUCAACCCAGCAGAGCAUAAAUUGUCUUGAGAGCCUUACCUUUGACGUCUGAAACGGAAAUCCUUUCUUCCAAGGGCCACAUUUGGAAACUUCGAUCUUGGCUGCUGGAGUCUUGUAAUGACACCUGUAACAAAUCCGAAAUUCUGAAUAGUUUGUGGUAUUGUUUUAAUUCUAGAUGUGUUCUCUCUCUGGGAGGAUAGUUUAUAGAAACACAAAGUACUUGAUUUCCUGUGUUGGCUCAGAUACAAGAAACACACACAACUGUUGCCCUGACAGAGAUAGAGAGAGAGGGAGAAGAAUCCAAGAUAAGAAAAAUGCAUGUGAAGAGCGGAGCACAAGUUCUGAGUUCAGCACGCCGCCGCCCCCCCCCUUCCACCUGCAAACCUCGCGUGCGUGCAGCCUUUCUGUAUGCACGUGUUUUAUUAAUCCAAAACAUUCUCCUUCUGUCUCAAUUCAUGUCCCUUUCACUCCCUUUUAGGUUUUGCUAGAGGAAAAUUGCCUGUCUUUUAAUCCCCCAACGGGGAGGCAGUGGGAUAGAUAGAGGGAUUCUUGCAGGGGGAUUGAGGGAAGUGGCUAUCUUAAGAGUAUUUGAGAGAGAGUUCGCAUAAGGACAGUCAUAUCUGUGUCAACCCUCUGCCUGCGGGGACAGAUAAAUGGAACUCUGGUUGUAAAUAAGACCACUCACCUCCCAGGUGAGUCUGCAGAGUUCUGGGUACACCACCCUUCUUGAUAAGGGAGUCCCCUCCCUCUAUCAAAACGGCCUGUCGGUGUCAGAACUGAGAACUAAGGCACUUUGUUAUUUACCAGCAAACCGGAGGAAUUUAGAGAGAGGAGACGUACGUUUUCUGAUUACCUGGCGUCAUCCUCCGCGGGUCUGAGGACUUUGGCAGACUCGCUUUUAGUCUGCUCUUCCUCAUGUGUAAAGUAGACAGUGUUGGGGCUGGAGAGAUGGCUCAGUGGUUAAGAGUACUUGUUGCUGUUGCAGAGGAUCCAGAUUCGAUUCCCAGCACCCACAUGGUGGCUCACAACUCUCGAUUACUCCAGUUCUGGGGCAUCCGAUGCCCUCUUCUGAUCUCUGUGGGCACCACACAUGCACAUAGUGCGCUUCUAAACAUGCAG